Messenger RNA from Stereum hirsutum FP-91666 SS1, 1116 nucleotides. RefSeq lists its product as uncharacterized. The transcript is spliced from 8 exons. The coding region runs from base 1 to 1116 and encodes 371 amino acids. The record is from RefSeq and is a predicted model, not a curated record. Lineage: Eukaryota; Fungi; Basidiomycota; Agaricomycetes; Russulales; Stereaceae.
AUGUCACUGCUGCCCAUUAGAUCCGCCCAUAGCCGUCCUUCGCCUACGCCUACGCCUUCAAUUUGUCUCCAACAAUACUCGACGCCGUUCGAAACAAUGACAUUCAACUACACACAUCGGACAUCGAUAUGCUUCCGAGAAUAUCCUUCGGAGUUUGAGGUAUGGAUAACGACCAGUGAUUCAUCAUCUCGUCUACCACUCUUCGCAUCCAAGAUGGAAGGGAUACGAACAGCGAGCGCAUAUAUCGCCAGUCAGGCCGGAAUGCAAUUCUCUAUCGGAGCGCGCAACUCUUCAAACUAUGACAUGAACUUCUCCGUCCUUCUCGAUGGCCAGCGCAUGGGAUCAUGGGUCCUUCAACGGUCAAAGAGCGCUAUGACCGACGGAGUGCAGACCUCGGACUCAACAAUACGUCCCUUCGAGUUUGCCUUGCUUCAAGUCGCAGACAUGGACGAUGAAGACGGUUUCCCUCAGGUGGAUGUGGCAAAGCUCGGUCUUAUAGAAAUUCAAUUUCACCGGACGGUUCUAUGCGGGCUUUACCCAGCAACUGACUCUCGCGGAGCCGCUGAACUGCUUAGCUCUGCCCCUGUGUCGGAAAGGAGUAAGAAGGUUGGGUGGCAUCGAACAGCGCUCGGUGAAGAGAAGACGGUCAACCUGGAUGCAUAUGUGCAUAGCGACCUAAUUGAUCCCCUGGAGUCCCCUUACCUUAGGUUCCUGAUAAGGUAUCAGCCUGAAGAUCUUCUUCGUGCUCGUGGAAUUGUGCCUUCAAUGGAACAUGGUGUGGAGAACCCUUGUAGCGUACCUGGGCCAUCAUCACAUAUAGUCGGGAGCAACAACAAUCACUGGCCACUUGGUUUUCCCGCUGAGGGUCAGGGCGAACGGUGGUGGGAGAACGCCUUGGAGACUGGGCGCUCGGGUGCACUUGAAACCAAGGGUCUGAAGGUGGAGCCACCAGAGAGCGUCCCAGUCAACAUGUACCAAGAUGGAGGAUUACAGGAUCAGGACGGGUGGCGCUACCAGACUCGACCGAACGAGGCUCCGUACGAGCAACGAGAAUAUAUCGCGGUGAAAUCAGAGAACAGGAGCUUCCCAACGUUCUUUGCGACGGAUUUGAUCUAG